CGGCGGCGGCGGCGGGCGCGGGGCUCGCUCUCGUCUUGACAUUUUAUCCCCCAGAGCUGCAUACUUGGAGCUGGCUUGCACGUCCCAGUCAUGAAGUUCUGGAGGUGGGGCGGGCUUUAAUUUGCUUAUAUCUAAUGAUUUCCGAAGCCGGGCUUUAAAAUGGCGGCAUCCGUCCUGCACCCCUGCUAAAGCCUCCCCCAGCACUUGGGCGACUUUGCUUAGUGCUGCUUUUGCUUCUGCAGCUAACAUAUGGCAUGUGCUGCUGCUGCUGCUGCUGCUGCUGCUGCUGCUCCCGCUGCUGCUGCUGCUGCAGCUGAGAGCUGGGCCCCGUAGUAGCCGAUCCAGCCGCCGCUGCUACUCCAGACCAUCAGCGGAAGGUUACUGAAAAGUGCCUUUCCUGAAAUCUCUACUACUUGGAUUUUUCUCUAGGGCUGCCUCUCCCCAACCUCCACCCCCACCCACUCCUUUCCUUUAAAAAAAAAAUUUGGCGUUGCUUUUAGUUCAUAUCCUGACGGCAACUCAUCCAUCCUUUUUUCCCUCCUAAUACACAUCAUUUGUUCGGCCAUUUUCCCUCCCUAGCCCUUUUUUUUUUUUUUUUUUUUUUUCAAAUUUAAACAGUUGCAACAUCCUUGCGCUUGUUUGAACGCUUCCCAACCGUGAUUUUUUUUUUCAAAGCCAGAAAUAAGGAAGACAAAAAAAAAGUUUUCUCCCCAAGGGCCCAGGCCCCUCCACAAACUGAGGCGCUGCCAGCAACAUAUGCUUUUUGCAGAGAAUAAUUGAAACCAUCUAAACUGGAGAGAGAGCAUAGAAUCCUUUGGAAAGCCUGCUAGCUCUUUCCAAGUAACUUGGGGCAGAGGCGCAGUCCUCCCUCCCCCUAGUCGCUAUUGGACCUCCUCCCAAUGCACUUUUAGGAGCUGGCCUUGAAUCUGAUUUUCAGUUCUCCUGCUAAGAGUUCCAUCGUGCAAUUGGCUUUAUAUUGAAUUCUCAUUCGAAUAGACCUGAUUGGACUUAAACAAAAAACCCCAAGUGCUGACAAAUCUUGAAUUUUACCAAAGUGACGAGAUUGGUUUCUUCACGGUUCACUUGAAUUCACUUUUCUACCCUUUUUAGAAUUAGGAGGGAUAUUGUCCUUAAAUAAAAACAACAACAAAAACCAAGAAAGAGUACAGUUGCUAGUUUCCCUUUGUUUUGACAAUGGCUGUCAACGUGUCUUUGGUUCGGGAUACAAAAUGGCUGACUCUAGAAGUAUGUCGAGAGUUUCAGAGAGGUACUUGUUCUCGAUCUGAUGCAGAAUGCAAGUUUGCCCAUCCGUCGCGGAGCUGCCAUGUGGAAAACGGUCGUGUGAUUGCCUGCUUUGAUUCUCUUAAGGGCCGCUGCACUCGAGAGAACUGCAAGUAUCUUCACCCUCCUCCCCACCUGAAGACUCAGCUCGAAAUUAAUGGACGGAACAACCUGAUACAGCAGAAGACUGCGGCUGCCAUGUUUGCGCAGCAGAUGCAAUUCAUGCUCCCAGGCGCUCAGCUGCAGCCAAUCACUACAUUUCCUGUGACUCCAUCUCUUGCGACAAACCCUACCAUGGCUUUCAGUCCUUAUCUAAGUCAUGUUACUCCUGGGAUGGGCCUGGUUCCUGCAGAGCUUUUACCAAAUGCGCCCAUGCUGAUGUCUGGAAACCCACCUGUCACAGUGCCAGGAGGCGCUGCUGGUCAGAAACUGAUGCGUACAGAUAAACUGGAGGUUUGCAGAGAAUUUCAACGUGGAAACUGCACCCGGGGUGAGAAUGAUUGCCGAUAUGCCCACCCUGUCGAUAUUGCCAUGAUAGAUGGAAAUGAGAACACCGUUACGGUGUGCAUGGAUUACAUCAAAGGCCGCUGCUCCCGGGAGAAAUGCAAGUACUUUCAUCCCCCUGCACACCUGCAAGCCAAAAUCAAGGCAGCUCAACACCAGGCUAACCAGACAGCCGCAGCUGCAAUGGCCCUGCCACCUGGUGCCCUCCAACCUUUACCAAAGAGGCCAGCACUUGAAAAGAAUAACGGUGCCACCACAGUCUUCAACCCAAGUGUUUUCCACUACCAACAGGCUCUAGCUAACAUGCAGCUGCAGCAACCAACAUUCAUCCCGACAGGGUCAGUACUGUGCAUGGCACCCACUGCAAAUGUUGUGCCCAUGAUGCACGGUGCUACGCCCACCACUGUGUCCGCAGCAACAACACCUGCCACCAGCGUCCCCUUCGCUGCAACAGCUACAGCCAAUCAGAUAUCCCAGUUAUCAGUAGAUGAACUGAGUAGCAGCAUGUUUGUUUCACAGAUGUAAACGUAACGAAUAGAAACAAUUCCAAAGAUUCACAGAACUGGAAGGAGAUGUUCAAACUAAUGGGAGAAUUAAGUUCUUUUUCUUCCCGGGCCCUGUCCUUGGUGCUGAGGAUACAAAUCUGAAAACCUGCACACCCCUUGCCUUCAAGAAGUUUGAAAUCUGAGAGCUUUGGAGGUCACCUAGUUCAAACUCCUUAUUAUACAAAGGAGAAAAGUAAGGGAGGAGCUUGCAUAGGACCACCUGGCUCAAAACUCCCAAAUAAUUAGUUGCAGAGGCAAGGCUAGGACACCUGCCUCCUGACUUCCUGCUAGGUUAACCCUUUGAUCUCUCUUUUUUCUUUUUUUUUUCUUUUUUU
Molecule: messenger RNA, 2665 nt
Organism: Sarcophilus harrisii (Tasmanian devil)
Lineage: Eukaryota; Metazoa; Chordata; Mammalia; Dasyuromorphia; Dasyuridae
Gene: MBNL3
Product: muscleblind like splicing regulator 3
Exons: 10
Coding region: 1195-2310 (371 amino acids)
Molecular function (GO): metal ion binding
Source: RefSeq, a predicted model, not a curated record